Carica papaya (papaya) is the source of this 1035-nucleotide messenger RNA. RefSeq names its product LOW protein: ATP-dependent RNA helicase-like protein. NCBI's taxonomy places the organism in Eukaryota, Viridiplantae, Streptophyta, Magnoliopsida, Brassicales, Caricaceae. The record is from RefSeq and is a predicted model, not a curated record.
AAUCUUCGAGGGACAGGGUAUCAAGAUAAUAUAGGAGGGUGUAGACAGAAAGUGCAAAGCCAAAAAGAGAAGAAAUCUUCCCUUACCUCUGUCCUCAUGUAACCUUGAGAGAUGUGAACCAUUCCAAUUUCUUGCCAUUAUAUUAUUAGAGAAGAGGAGUACACAGUUUCCAUCUUUGAAAAUACAGAAAGUAGCAGCUAAAAUCCUGUGGUGCAGUGGUAGAGGCAAAUAUGCUGCUAAGAGAAUCCAUUGAGAAAUCCAAGAGCCUCUUUCACAAAACCCUUCAAAACCUCAAGUCAAUCUUCUCUGGAAGAUACCAGAAGCUAUCCAGAAACCCUCUCUUAAGCUCCUUUUCCUGCAGCUGUAGCAGCUCAAGGAAUCAGCCAACACAUGAAUUUUAUGAUCACUUCUCUGCUGAUCUUGAAAAAUAUAACAAGAGAAAGAAGAACAGCAAAGUUGUAUCCAAAGAGCCAGUCAGUGAAGAAGACAGCAGUCGGGAAAGCUUCAUGCAGUUUACAGAGCAGAGUACAGUGAAGAAGAAAAGUGAAGAGAGAAGAAAGGACGAGAAGAAAUCAAGAGCUUCUCGUUCAUUGAAGAGAGAAGAGAAAUGCAAUGGGAAUAUCAAUGAAGGGCGAACAUUAGCACAAAGGAUGAAAGACCUGGAUAUGAUGGAUGCAGGUGAUAUGGAACAUGUACUGGAUGUAGAGGAGGCACUUCAUUACUAUUCCCGGCUUAAAAGUCCUGUAUACCUUGACAUUGUUGACAAGUUCUUUAUGGAUAUGUACUCAGAGUACUCGCUUCCACAGGCAUCUGCAAGCACCAAUAAUUCAAAAUGGAGACUGAGGUCCAUUAGGUUGUAGGUCCUCAUCUUUGUGACCUCUUCUUCUUUCUUAUAAUGUGUCUGUGUGUGUAUAUAUAUACGUGGAACUUUUUUUCUUGUUUUGGAUCAUUUUCUUUCUCAAUUUUCCUGUGAUCGUGUGCAUUUGUUUGUGUUCUUCCCUUGAUUUCUCUAGCUACUUUUAUUAAUAAAAUUUU